Messenger RNA from Colletotrichum fioriniae, 567 nucleotides. NCBI's taxonomy places the organism in Eukaryota, Fungi, Ascomycota, Sordariomycetes, Glomerellales, Glomerellaceae. The record is from RefSeq and is a predicted model, not a curated record.
AUGAUAUUCCCCCUCAUCUGCCUGCUUCUCCUCCAACCCGCCUCUCUCACCCUCGGUGCUCCGCGACGGGCCAUAUCACCUCCUCGGCAGCGAGCAACCAUCCUCGAAGCCGAUUUCAAAGGAGACGGGGAAGACAUGGUCAGAGAGAUUCUCAACCGUCCCUAUAGCACGAGACACAACGACGGCAGCGAUAGUAACAGGCUCUUUUACGGCGUCCGCUUCUCCGAGAGCGAUGAGGGCAGAGUGCGGGUUGCGCGGGCUGAUCCGAUCAACAUGGAAGCUUUACGGAAGGCCAUCGAGGAACAUGCUCUAGAGUGGGCGCUAAUCGAGGUGGUUGAGGAUGACGACGACCUUUCUGACGACGACCUUUCUGAGGACGGGACGGAUGAGAUUGCCAAGAGAGUCUAUGAGCAAGAUGCCUUGGACGCGUAUAGUUACUCUGGCCCCGCGAGGAGAGAUGUCGAAGACGGUCCAUGGAAUCCGGUCCUCAGAGACGGAGGAAGCAGCGAAGAUCCCUUUGCGAAGCCCAAGUUCCGCGAGGGACAGGGGGCAACACAAGCCCAUUAG